Molecule: messenger RNA, 3648 nt
Organism: Cavenderia fasciculata
Lineage: Eukaryota; Evosea; Eumycetozoa; Acytosteliales; Cavenderiaceae
Gene: gxcC
Product: pleckstrin domain-containing protein
Exons: 7
Coding region: 1-3648 (1215 amino acids)
Molecular function (GO): guanyl-nucleotide exchange factor activity; protein binding
Source: RefSeq, a predicted model, not a curated record
AUGUCAAUAGUAUUUGAUGCCAGUUUAGAUGCACAAGUCGGACAAUUCUUGGGAGAUGUCGAUGAUUUGGUUGAUGCACAAUACAAAAAUGCAGGCAAGGCAGAGAAGCUCAUCUCAUUGGUCAGCAGCAAGGAACGUCCCGUCAAAGAGAACAGUAUUGCCUUUUUAGCAUUUGCCAAUCAACUCCCACAAAAUAAGGAUGCUGCCAGAGAAGCUGGUCUCAUUCCAGUGUUCCUCGGUCUCUUGUCUGAACCAACAUUGGCUGAAUCUGUUUCAAUGGUUAAACAUGCUUCAAUGGGUUUAAUGUUUUUAGCUAAUCAUUCCGAUGUCAAUAAACAAGCAAUUGAACAAGCAGGAGGAUUAGAAAAGAUAUUUGAUGUGUUGAGAUACCUUUUAGCCUAUUUAAAGGCAACCGAUGUUAAAAAGGAGGAUGUUAUCAACACUGUAUCACAUACACUCAACCUUGUCAUUAUCAUGGCUUCACUUGCACCAAUACGAGAAAAGAUGGGUGCCGUUCCAUACUUUAUCGUCCUUCAAAACUAUCUAACCUAUCAAAAUGAAUCGGUUGAUGUUCAAAAUCAAAUCGUUGAAAAGGCUUUAUCUGCUGUCAAUAAUGUUUGUCUUCAUAAGGAAAACAAAGAUAAUGCAAGAGUAGCAGGAUGUAUUGAAGCAGUAAUGCAAUUAUUCAAAUCAUCAAAGGUUCAAAUUGUUGAUAGUGCCAUUAGAAUGAUUUACAAUAUGACCAUUAUCGAUGCCAAUAGAGAGGCUAUUAGAAGAUGUAAUGGUUUGGAGUCAUUGGUUUCUAUUCUCAAUCAACAAGAUGCUAUUAGAUUAAUUGCUCUUAAAGCUAUUUCAAAUAUGGCUGUUGAUAGACAAACCAUUGAAUAUGUAAUGCAAAACAAAGAUACUGUAUUACAACCAAUUUUAGAUCUUUUCCCAUUAGACAAGAAUGAACAAAUAUUCGAUCAAGUAUUGGUUGUUCUUCAAAAUUUGGUGUCUGAAGACAGUCUCAUUGAAGAGGUUUCACGUACUGGAAUACUCUCAAAGAUCAUCCCCUCCAUCAAAGGAAUGCCAUUACAAAAUACUACUCAACAAUCCAUUCUAUUAAAAUCUUCUUGUAUCAUUUCUGGUUUGGUAACAAUUGAGGACGUACAACAAAGUGCAAUUAAUGAAGGAAUUAUUGAAAUAUUAAUUGAUUUGAUUAAAUAUCAAUCGGUUGAUAUUAGAAAGGAAGCUGCUAGAUCUUUGGCCAAUGCUACUCCAUACUAUGAUGAUGUAAGAGGUGAAGUUGGUAAACUUGGUGGUGUUCCACUUUGUUUGGAUUUAUUAUUAUCUUCUGAUAAGGAAGUUGUUAAACAAGCUGCUCGUGCUCUUGUUAAUCUUGCUAGAAAUACACAAAAUGAAGAAAUGAUUUAUGAAGCAAAAGGAUUAGAACAUUCAAUUAGAUUAAUUAGUCAAGGUGAGAAGGAUUUAAAGAUGUUGGGAACCAAGUUGUUGGUGAAUUUGUCGUUGAAUGAAAAGGCAAGAAUUUCAUUUUGUCAAAAGGGUGGUUUGACGAUUGUGUUGGGUUUGUUGACAUCGCCCGACCAAGAGUUGCAACUCCAGGGUACCAAGAUUGCCACGAAUCUUGCUAUCAGCGGUCGCAAUAGAAAGCUGAUCAACGAGAGUAUGCCCGACUUUGUGCCAGCCGUCCAACGAUUGGUGCAGUCGUCGUCGGCCGAGAUCAAGACACAGGCCGAGGUUGCAAUCAGCAAUUUGUCGUUCCCCUAUGAAAAGUCAUACGAGGGUCUUGACUUUGGAUUGGAGGAAGUGCCCGAGUUCCAAGUGUCGCAGUCGUUCUACGAACACGAAGAGGACGACGAUGAAGACGAGGAGGACAAGGAAGCCGCACAACAACAGCGUAUCCAAGAGGAAGAGGAGAUGCGUGUGGCCGCCGAGAAUGAAAUCCAAGAGCGAAAGAGAAUCAUGGAGGAAGAGGUCAAGAGAAUCGAGCAGAGAAGAAAACAAGAAGAGGAACGUCGCGCCAAAGAAGAGGAGGAGCGAAAGGUGGAGGAGACGAGAAAACAAGAAGAGGAACGUCUCAAGCAACUCCAAGAAGACAUGGAACGCGUGCGUUUGGAGGAAGAAGAGAAAAAGAGGGUGCUCGAGGAGGAGAGAAAGCGUCAAGAGGAGGAAGACCGCCUAGUCGCCGCCGCACAGCACUUGGCCGAGCAGGAAAAGGCCGCCGCCACCAAAGAGGCCCACGACCGCCAACUCCGACUCGCCAAAGAGGACGAGGAACGCAAGAAAAAGGAGGACGAGGAGAAAAAGAGACGCGAGGAGGAAGACAAGAAAAAGAAGGACGAGGAAGAGCGAAAGAAGCGCGAGCAAGAAGAGGCUGCCAAAAAGGCACGCGAAGAAGAGGAACGUCGUAUCCAACAAGAGGAAGAAGACAAACUCAAACUGAUGCAACAGGAAAUUCUUGCACGUGAAGAAGACGUCAAGCGUAAAAAGGAGGAAGAAGAACACCGUCGUAAAAAGGAAGAAGAGCAACGUCGUCUUGCCGAGGAACAACGUCGUGCUCAAGAAGCACAAGACAAGGCAUCGCAAGAAGCUGCCAAGGCCGCUCAAGAAGCAUCUCGUGCUCAAAAGCGUACCCAUAUCGUUCAGGAAAUCGUUCAAGUCGAAGUCAACUAUGUCCGCAAUCUCGGAUUGAUCGUUAAAAAGUUCCUCAACCCACUCACAUCGGCCGCUGCCUCUAAACGUCCCAUUCUCACAGCCGACAAGAUCAAAGCCAUCUUUUCAAUCGUCGAAAUCAUCCACAACUUUAACAGUAUGUUGGCCGACGGUCUCCAAUCAAGAGUAAAGAGAUGGUUGGCCGACAACAAAAAGGAUCAUCUUCUCAUUGGUGAUAUCUUUUUCAAGACCACCGAUUUCAUGACCGUCUACAGUACCUAUAUCAACAAUUACAACAAUGCCAUUAAAACCUACAAAGAAAGUAGAGCAAACAAUGUACCAUUUGUUCAAUUUAUUCGUAAAGUUGAAGCUGAUCCUGAAUUACGUGAUCAAGAAUUAGAAAAUUUAUUGAUUACACCAGUUCAACAAUUACCAAGAUAUGUAAUGUUACUUUCAGAUUUAAUUAAAACUACAAAUGAAGAUCAUCCAGAUUAUAAAUCAUUGGUAGUUGCAUUGGACAAGAUCAAGGGAGUAACAUCCUAUGUCAAUGAGAGAAAGAGAGAUGCAGAGGAUGCAAUGACCAUGAUUUCAAUCCACCAAAAUCUACAUGGCAAAUUACCAAACAAUUUCUUGGCACCACAUAGAAAGUUUGUAAAGGAAGGUACCAUUCAAUUUGGUUCGAGUUCGGGUUCCUUCAAAGACAAGGAUCCAGUUGUCUUUUUGUUUACUGAUAUGUUGAUGAUGACCAUCAAACAUCCCAACAAGCCAAAUGAAUACAAGUACCGUUACUCGGUCAUGUUGACCUCAUCCACCACCGUCGAGGAUUUCCCACGUAUCAACAAUGGUUUCCUUGUCAAGGGUGCUCAAUGGUGGAUGUUUAGUUGUACAUCUGCUCAAGAAAAACAACAAUGGGUUGAAAGUAUUAACAAAUGUAUUACUUUAUUACCAAAAUCUUCUCCAUCCUCUUCAACUACUUCUGUACCAUCCAAAUAA